AUGGAGAACGGCGGCAGGCCGGUCUACGAGGACACCACCAGCCCCGCCGAGCAGCCGCCCCGCAAAGGACGCCGCUCCUGCGGCUGCACCGCCGCCCGCCUGGGGGUCCCCCGCCUCCUCCUCAAGGCUUCGCAACUGGGUCUGUCCUUCCUGGCCUUUGUACUUGAAGAAGUCUUAGAAGUAUGCACCAGCUGUGGUGGGCUUUACUUCUUCGAGUUUGUCAGUUGCAGUGCCUUCCUCUUGUGUAUCCCAAUCCUUGCCAUGUAUUGCACGUCACUCUAUGAGAGAGUAGGGAAGCAGCAAGUCAAGCAGUUGGAUUUCUGGAUUGUUACAAUAGUGGGACUCCUUUUCUUGCUUGCUUCAAUUGUGUUUUCUGCAACCAAAGAUGGGACGCCAGUUGAAAUUGCUGCCAUUGUGUUUGGAUUCUUUGCCAGCUUCGCGUUUAUUGCGGAUACUGUUGUGAUGCUCCUCGAUAGAUGUCGUGCUAGAAACGAGACACCUCAAGAAAACCCAGUCAGGCUACCGAGUGAAGCAGAGCACCAGCCGCUGAAUAACCAGCCAGCCUAA
This is a messenger RNA of Euleptes europaea (tarantolino), 567 nucleotides long. RefSeq names its product CKLF like MARVEL transmembrane domain containing 6 (gene CMTM6). Lineage: Eukaryota; Metazoa; Chordata; Lepidosauria; Squamata; Sphaerodactylidae. Gene Ontology annotation, cellular component: membrane. The coding region runs from base 1 to 567 and encodes 188 amino acids. The transcript has 4 exons. The record is from RefSeq and is a predicted model, not a curated record.